Dichomitus squalens LYAD-421 SS1 is the source of this 702-nucleotide messenger RNA. RefSeq names its product ARM repeat-containing protein. Gene Ontology annotation, molecular function: translation initiation factor activity; mRNA binding; protein binding. The annotation marks the transcript as partial. The transcript is spliced from 2 exons. Gene Ontology annotation, cellular component: eukaryotic translation initiation factor 4F complex. The record is from RefSeq and is a predicted model, not a curated record. Lineage: Eukaryota; Fungi; Basidiomycota; Agaricomycetes; Polyporales; Polyporaceae.
GAAGCGCCCCAGGAUGUCGACGCAGAACUCAGCGCAAUCUUAGACGGGGUCUCUACACACCACGUGACCCCCGCGACUGAUCGACUUGUCGCGUAUGCCAACAGGUCUGCGAAUGAGAGGGAUGGGCGUAGUCUCAUUCGUGUGGCCAAUGUGAUAGUCGAGAAGGCGAUGGACGACAUGGGAAGAUCCGAACUCUAUGCCCAGCUCUGCCAUGGCAUCUCCGAGCGCAUUGACCCCGGCAUUCGCGCCUCGGGUGUCAAGGCUGCCAACGGAAAGCGCUGCGCUGGCGGCCAGCUCUUCCGGAAGUUUCUCCUCAAUCGCUGCCAGGACGAAUUUGAGCGCGGCGUUGACGAGGAUAACACUUCCUUCGCCGAAAUAGCGACGCGUCGACAACGAUACCUCGGACUCGUGAAAUUUCUUGGGGAGCUCUUCAAAGUCAAGCUGCUUACGGAGCGCAUCAUUCAGCAGACGAUCCAGACAUUCCUCGGCAACAUCGAGUCCCCUCGUGACUUCCACAUCGAUGGUCUCCACACAAUCCUGACCACGGUUGGGCACCUCCUUGACACCGAAGAGGGGCGCGAGCACUUGGACGUUUACUUCCAGCACAUCAAGGAGCUCUCGGAGAGUAACGCCGUAAGCCCCCGCCUCCGGUUGAUGCUGCAGUCCUUGAUCGAAUUGAGACGAGAGCAGUGGUAUGACAAG